This is a messenger RNA of Nomascus leucogenys (northern white-cheeked gibbon), 1506 nucleotides long. RefSeq names its product interleukin 7 receptor (gene IL7R). Gene Ontology annotation, molecular function: protein binding; cytokine receptor activity. Gene Ontology annotation, biological process: hemopoiesis; cytokine-mediated signaling pathway; positive regulation of receptor signaling pathway via JAK-STAT. The record is from RefSeq and is a predicted model, not a curated record. Gene Ontology annotation, cellular component: membrane; external side of plasma membrane. Lineage: Eukaryota; Metazoa; Chordata; Mammalia; Primates; Hylobatidae.
CUCCCUCCCUCCCUUCCUCUUCCUCUCAUUCAUUUCAUACACACUGGCUCACACAUCUACUCUCUCUCUCUUUCUCUCUCAGAAUGACAAUUCUAGGUACAACUUUUGGCAUGGUUUUUUCUUUACUUCAAGUCGUUUCUGGAGAAAGUGGCUAUGCUCAAAAUGGAGACUUGGAAGACGCAGAACUAGAUGACUACUCAUUCUCAUGCUAUAGCCAGUUGGAAGUGAAUGGAUCGCAGCACUCACUGACCUGUGCUUUUGAGGACCCAGAUGUCAACACCACCAAUCUGGAAUUUGAAAUAUGUGGGGCCCUGGUGGAGGUAAAGUGCCUGAAUUUCAGGAAACUACAAGAGAUAUAUUUCAUCGAGACAAAGAAAUUUUUACUGAUUGGAAAGAGCAAUAUAUGUGUGAAGGCUGGAGAAAAGAGUCUAACCUGCAAAAAAAUAGACCUAACCACUAUAGUUAAACCUGAGGUUCCUUUUGACCUGAGUGUCACCUAUCGUGAAGGAGCUAAUGACUUUGUGGUGACAUUUAAUACAUCACACCUGCAAAAGAAGUAUGUAAAAGUUUUAAUGCACGAUGUAGCUUACCGCCAGGAAAAGGAUGAAAACAAAUGGGUGCAUGUGAAUUUAUCCAGCACAAAGCUGACACUCCUGCAGAGAAAGCUCCAACCGGCAGCAAUGUAUGAGAUUAAAGUUCGAUCCAUCCCUGAUCACUAUUUUAAAGGCUUCUGGAGCGAAUGGAGUCCAAGUUACUACUUCAGAACUCCAGAGAUCAAUAAUAGCUCAGGGGAGAUGGAUCCUAUCUUACUAACCAUCAGCAUUUUGAGUUUUUUCUCUGUCGCCCUGUUGGUCAUCUUGGCCUGUGUGUUAUGGAAAAAAAGGAUUAAGCCUAUCGUAUGGCCCAGUCUCCCUGAUCAUAAGAAGACUCUGGAACAUCUUUGUAAGAAACCAAGAAAGAAUUUAAAUGUGAGUUUCAAUCCUGAAAGUUUCCUGGACUGCCAGAUUCAUAGGGUGGAUGACAUUCAAGCUAGAGAUGAAGUGGAAGGUUUUCUGCAAGAUACGUUUCCUCAGCAACUAGAAGAAUCUGAGAAGCAGAGGCUUGGAGGGGAUGUGCAGAGCCCCAACUGCCCAUCUGAAGAUGUAGUCAUCACCCCAGAAAGUUUUGGAAGAGAUUCAUCCCUCACAUGCCUGGCUGGGAAUGUCAGUGCAUGUGAUGCCCCUAUUCUCUCCUCUUCCAGGUCCCUAGACUGCAAGGAGAGUGGCAAUAAUGGGCCUCAUGUGUACCAGGACCUCCUGCUUAGCCUUGGGACUACAAACAGCACCCUGCCCCCUCCAUUUUCUCUCCAAUCCGGAAUCCUGACAUUGAACCCAGUUGCUCAGGGUCAGCCCAUUCUUACUUCCCUGGGAUCAAAUCAAGAAGAAGCAUAUGUCACCAUGUCCAGCUUCUACCAAAACCAGUGAAGCGUAAGAAACCCAGACUGAACUUACCGUGAGCAACAAAGAU